AGUACAAAAUUCAGAGCUUUUAUUUCGUUGUUUUAAAGCAUGAUUUAGAGAGUCUUUAACAUGCAGCGUUCUCCAUUUAAACCCCUUAAAACCAGCUAUAAUGCUGUGAUAUUCUGGCCUUUAACUGCUGCUCUCGUAAUUAAGUUGCAGAUAAAAGGCCUUGUCUUAUCUGGAUCACAGGGGCUAUCAGCAUGUAUGAGCUUGCAUGAUCAGCAGAAACAGUCUCUUUUUCCCACACACACAUCCACGCUCACACACACACACCCACAGGCUGACAUUGUGUGCAGAAAUCUUUGCAGGGCGGUGUGAGCUGCAGAAACUCUGUCCACUCUGCUCCAUGCAAAGCCACAUCCCGCAGCAGCUCCAGCAGCAGCAGCAGCUCCACUCUCUCAGCAGGGAUUACUCCAAUAAUCCACCAGUUUUUUUCUUCUCCUAAAGGCCAGAAGCCCAGGGCUCUCUGGAAACCUGCCAUGUGACAUUUGGCUGCCGGCGCUCCGUCAGAAGGUCAAAGGGGCUGCACGUUUUGUGGAAAUGCAGAAAAACGGUGAGAACCUGCAGCACAUCCAGCACCACGACUUCUUCAGUGAGGAUGUCAGCGGGUUCAGCUGUGAUCGUCAGGCGGCCGCGGAGCGUUCGUUUACCCGGAGGUCCAAGCAGCAGAAAGUGCCCGUGAGCAAAAAGAUCUUCCCCUGGAUGAAAGAGUCCAGACACUCGGACCAGAAACACGGCAGGAGGAUCUCAGACUGCACCGUCAACGAGAAGUGUCCGAGCGCGAGCCCGGCCUCCAAACGGUCACGCACUGCGUACACGAGCGCCCAGCUGGUGGAGCUGGAGAAGGAGUUCCACUUCAGCCGCUACCUGUGCAGGCCGCGGCGCGUGGAGAUGGCCAGCCUCCUCAACCUGCAGGAGAGGCAGAUCAAGAUCUGGUUCCAGAACCGGAGGAUGAAGCAGAAGAAGGACGAGAGAGUCCAGGGCCUCAGCACCGCCAACACCACCUCCUCCUCAUCACCCCCGUCCUCCCCCUCCGCCCCGGGCAGCCCCACUCUGUCGAGCCUGGGUUAUGUCCAUCUGGGCGGGGAUUACCAGCCGGCCUCUCCUCCGCUCAAGUCCCAACAGCAGCAUCAGUCCCAGCCGGCGUUUCCCCCAGAAUACCCCGCAGAAUACUCCAAAUAUGCAGCUCCGGGUUUUACGCACGGCCAGCAGUUUCACAUGCAGUACAACACGCAGCUCCACUCCCACACUACAGACACGAACGUGGAUCAUAGCGGAGCGUAUUUCCCACAGAGCUGCUCUCAGGACAGAAUCAUGCAGGCUCCAAAACUGACCCAUCUGUAGCGCACGAAUUCCUCCAAAACUUUACCUCAAAACCACGAGGACAGACUUGACUGAUCUGCUGAUGCAUGCAUUUUUAUUUAUCAUUUCUAGACUAAUUAAUCGAAGUCUUAGUCUCAAGUCCUAGCUAUUUAUUUCUAUUUAUGUAUUUAUUCAUUUAUGUUUUUAUUGUGCCAACCUUUGCGCAUGGUCCUCCUCUUGUUUGCAGACGCAUUAGGCCAUGUUAAAACGCAGC
Molecule: messenger RNA, 1567 nt
Organism: Cheilinus undulatus (humphead wrasse)
Lineage: Eukaryota; Metazoa; Chordata; Actinopteri; Labriformes; Labridae
Product: homeobox protein Hox-B3a-like
Exons: 3
Coding region: 532-1335 (267 amino acids)
Biological process (GO): regulation of transcription by RNA polymerase II
Cellular component (GO): nucleus
Molecular function (GO): DNA-binding transcription factor activity, RNA polymerase II-specific; RNA polymerase II cis-regulatory region sequence-specific DNA binding
Source: RefSeq, a predicted model, not a curated record